CUCCUCCAUCUCUGUCCUACUUUCUCAACGUUUGUAUCUCUUAUUAUUCCCAUUCUCUGGGGUCGCUGGAGGAAUUGUCAACAUGAGUGCCUUUGUUUCGGAGAACAUGACCUCCGCCCUCCUGGUGGUUGGCACAGCCAUUUUCGCUGUCUUGGUCGGCGCGAAGCUGCUCGGUGGCAGUGGUAAAGCCAGAAAGGUCUUGAACCCCACCGAGUUCCAGAACUUCGUCUUGAAGGAGAAGAAUGAGAUCUCUCACAACGUCGCCAUCUAUCGCUUUGCCCUGCCCCGCCCCACUGACAUCCUGGGUCUGCCCAUUGGUCAACACAUCUCUCUCGCCGCUACCAUUGAAGGCCAGCCCAAGGAGGUUGUGCGCUCCUACACCCCAAUCUCUUCCGACAAUGAGGCUGGCUACUUCGAUCUCCUCGUCAAGGCCUACCCCCAGGGUAACAUCUCUAAGUACCUGACCACCCUGAAGAUCGGCGACAAAAUGAAGGUGCGCGGCCCCAAGGGCGCCAUGGUGUACACCCCGAACAUGUGCCGCCACAUUGGUAUGAUUGCCGGAGGAACCGGUAUCACCCCCAUGCUGCAGAUCAUCAAGGCCAUCAUCCGCAACCGCCCCCGUAACGGUGGCAACGACACCACCCAGGUGGACCUGAUCUUUGCCAACGUCAACCCCGACGAUAUCCUGCUGAAGGAGGAACUGGAGCAGCUGGUCAAGGAGGAUGAUGGCUUCCGUGUCUACUAUGUGCUCAACAACCCCCCCGAGGGCUGGACUGGUGGUGUUGGAUUCGUUACUCCUGACAUGAUCAAGGAGCGCCUCCCUGCGCCGGCCGCGGACAUCAAGAUCAUGCUGUGCGGACCUCCUCCCAUGAUCAGCGCCAUGAAGAAGGCGACCGAGUCUCUCGGAUACACCAAGGCUCGCCCCGUCAGCAAGCUUGAGGACCAGGUGUUCUGCUUCUAAGCGUUCCUACCUGUUUGUGCUUGACAGCUUAUAUAACAGAUAAAAAGCAUGUCUUCCCGUCGCGAUGUUAGCUCGGAUAGAUGUGCGGAUGCUCAUAUUUGAGAUAUGCCAUACUAUGUUGGUGUUGGACCCGGAAAAAUGCCUUUACCGUUUCGGGAUGAUAGAUUUAGAUGAGGUACUCACUCUAGCGGGUUUCACUACCAUUUAAGUACGCGCGAUACCUA
Messenger RNA from Aspergillus pseudonomiae, 1185 nucleotides. Its product is annotated as cytochrome b5 reductase family protein. Bases 83 to 961 code for a protein of 292 amino acids. The transcript has 3 exons. NCBI's taxonomy places the organism in Eukaryota, Fungi, Ascomycota, Eurotiomycetes, Eurotiales, Aspergillaceae. The record is from RefSeq and is a predicted model, not a curated record. Gene Ontology annotation, molecular function: oxidoreductase activity. Gene Ontology annotation, cellular component: endoplasmic reticulum.